AUGGCCACUGCACCAAAAGAGGCAGAAAAUGUUAUUGGCUUGGAGGAAAUACACGAAGAGAGAAAAGAACCACCAAAAGGGCAAAAGACAUUUACAGUGGAAGAAGCUGUGGAAACCAUUGGGUUUGGGAGGUUCCAUAUCAUGCUUUUCCUCAUCAUGGGCAGCACUGGGGUGGCUGAAGCCAUGGAGAUCAUGCUGAUAGCUGUCGUGUCCCCUCUCAUCCGAUGUGAGUGGCAGCUCCAAGACUGGCAGGUGGCUUUAGUGACAACAAUGGUGUUUUUUGGCUACAUGGUGUUCAGCAUAGUGCUCGGGCUCCUGGCAGACAGGUACGGCCGCUGGAAGAUCCUGCUGCUCUCCUUCCUCUGGGCAGCCUAUUUCUCCCUGCUGACCUCGUUUGCCCCAUCCUACAUCUGGUUUGUGUUCCUGCGGGCCAUGGUAGGAGGGGGUGUGUCAGGCCACGCGCAAGGACUUAUCAUAAAAACGGAAUUUUUGCCCACCAAAUACCGGGGAUACAUGUUGCCCUUAUCUCAGGUGUUUUGGUUGGCAGGAUCCUUGUUAAUCAUUGGCCUGGCAUCAGUGGUGAACCCAGCCAUCGGCUGGCGGUGGCUGAUCAGAAUUGCCUCCAUCCCUGGCAUUCUUCUCAUCCUGGUGUUCAAGUUCAUCCCAGAGUCGGCGCGGUACAACGUGUCCACGGGAAACGUGGGGGCUGCGCUGGCCACGCUGCAGAGGAUAGCCAGGAUGAACGGAGCAGCCAUGCCCGACGGGCAGCUGAGGGAGCCUGCCAAGGAAAGAAGGGGAAAAUUCAAGGACCUCAUCCACCCCAAAUACCGCAGAACCACUUUGCAGAUAUGGAUCAUUUGGCUUGGCAUAGCUUUUGCUUACUAUGGUGUCAUCUUGGCCAGUGCUGAGUUGCUGGAGCGGGACCUUGUCUGUGGCUCUGCAGCCCCGCCACUGCAGGACUCCACUGAUGUCUCUGAGGAGAGCCACAGCCCCUGCCACUGCCGCUUGUUUGGGCCCGCUGCCUACCAGACCAUGAUCAUCAGCACAGUCGGGGAGAUCGCACUAAAUCCUGUGAACAUUCUCAGCAUCAAUCUGCUUGGAAGACGUCUAAGCCUAUGUAUCACCAUGGGAUGUACAGCUCUAUUCUUUCUUCUCCUUAAUAUCUGCACCUCAAGCACAGGCAUGGUUGGCUUUCUCUUCAUGCUGCGUGCCUUGGUUUCAGCCAACUUCAACACCAUCUACAUUUACACAGCAGAGGUUUAUCCCACCACAAUGCGAGCACUGGGGAUGGGGACAAGUGGGUCACUGUGCCGUGUGGGAGCAAUGGUGGCUCCAUUUAUAUCACAAGUUCUUAUGAGUGCUUCUUUCGUGGGGGCCCUGUGUCUCUUCUCCUCUGUGUGCAUCAUCUGUGCCAUCUCUGCAGUCACACUGCCCAUUGAGACCAAGGGCAGGGCCCUGCAGGUGAGUACCACUACUCCAGGAGCUCCUGUGUAUCUAAAGGCUGUUAGGGAUGGGUAG
Molecule: messenger RNA, 1518 nt
Organism: Sturnus vulgaris (Common starling)
Lineage: Eukaryota; Metazoa; Chordata; Aves; Passeriformes; Sturnidae
Gene: SVOPL
Product: SVOP like
Biological process (GO): transmembrane transport
Cellular component (GO): membrane
Molecular function (GO): transmembrane transporter activity
Source: RefSeq, a predicted model, not a curated record